Molecule: messenger RNA, 1263 nt
Organism: Saxophila tyrrhenica
Lineage: Eukaryota; Fungi; Ascomycota; Dothideomycetes; Mycosphaerellales; Extremaceae
Exons: 4
Coding region: 1-1263 (420 amino acids)
Biological process (GO): L-tyrosine catabolic process
Molecular function (GO): 4-hydroxyphenylpyruvate dioxygenase activity
Source: RefSeq, a predicted model, not a curated record
AUGGCACCCGGAGCUCUCCUCCCAUCAGUGCUGACAGAAACCGGCACCUCCAUCCCUCUCUACGAAUCCAACAGCUACAGCAAGCCCACCAUCUCCCCCAAAACCAUCGACUACCGCGGCUACGACCACAUCACCUGGUGGGUCGGCAAUGCCAAACAAGUCGCCCAAUACUACAUCACACGCUUCGGCUUCCGCCCGCUCGCCUACCGCGGUCUCGAAACCGGCUCCCGCACCCUCACCAGCCAUGUCGUCGAGAACGGCCGCGUGCGCUUCGUCUUCACCAGCCCGAUCCGUCCUUCUAGCCGCCAGACUGAAGGUAGAAGGGAUGUCGGGAUGAAGGAGCAGAAGGUGCUGGAUGAGAUGUAUGAGCAUCUCGAUCGGCAUGGGGAUGGGGUGAAGGAUGUGGCGUUUGAGGUUGAUGAUGUGAGGGGGUGUUUUGAGCAGGCUGUCAUGAACGGCGCGGAGGCAGUGUUGAAGCCGACGGUGGAGGGGGGUGAGGAGGGGGAGGUGGUGAGGGCGGGGGUGAGGACGUAUGGGGAUACGGAGCAUACUUUUGUGCAGAGGUCGGGGUAUAGGGGGGUUUUCUUGCCGGGGUAUAAGAUCUACUCCGCGGACGACCCAAUCAACGCCAUCCUCCCCAAAAUCCCACUCGAAGCCAUCGACCACUGCGUCGGCAAUCAAGACUGGGGCGCCAUGGACUCCGCCUGCGCCUUCUACGAAGACUGCCUCGGCUUCCACCGCUUCUGGAGCGUAGACGACAAAGACAUCUGCACCCACUUCUCGGCGCUGCGCAGCGUCGUCAUGGCGUCGCCCAACGAAGUCGUCAAGAUGCCGAUCAAUGAGCCCGCGGAGGGGAAGAAGAAGAGCCAGAUUGAGGAGUAUGUGGAUUGGUAUGGUGGGGCGGGGGUGCAGCAUAUCGCCCUCCGCACCCCCUCAAUCAUAACAACAGUCUCCGCCCUCCGCGCCCGCGGCGUCGACUUUAUCUCCGUACCCGACACUUACUACAGCACCAUGCGGUCCCGUCUCGCCGCCUCCGGACUCCAGCUCAAAGAACCCUUCGAAGAGAUCCAGCGCCUAAACAUCCUGAUCGAUUUCGACGAGGGAGGGUACUUGCUGCAGCUGUUCACGAAGCCGCUGAUGGAUCGGCCGACGGUGUUCGUUGAGAUUAUUCAGCGAGAAGGGUUUGAAGGGUUUGGGGCGGGGAAUUUUAGGAGUUUGUUUGAGGCUAUUGAAAGGGAGCAGGAUGCGAGGGGGAAUUUGUAG